GAUAUGGUAAUUGGAACGAUACACUCUCUACGAGAGAGUGUUCUCAAUAUAUCGGAAUCGUUCAGUACAGAAUCGCCAUCUUUACCAGAAAAUACGACAGUUAUCCCCACAGUCGAAUUGGUACUUGGCACAAUUACCUAUCUAAGUAUUCUUGUUUACUUACAGGUAAUCAUAACGAUGACGGUCGUUGGUAAUACGUUAGUCGUUGUUGCGGUAUUCAGCUACAGACCAUUGAAAAAAGUUCAAAAUUACUUUCUCGUCUCAUUAGCUGCAUCCGAUUUGGCUGUAGCCAUAUUCGUCAUGCCACUUCAUGUGGUCAAAUUCCUUGCAGAUGGUCGAUGGCUAUUGGGAAUUCCGAUCUGUCAGCUCUUCACUACCGCUGACAUCCUCCUAUGUACAUCUUCAAUAUUGAAUUUGUGUGCAAUAGCCAUCGACAGGUAUUGCGCCAUACAUGAUCCAAUAAACUACGCCCAAAAGCGUACGCUACGCUUCGUGUGUUGUGUAAUUAUUACGGUCUGGGUGCUGUCUGUGAUCAUAUCAGUGCCUCCAUUGAUCGGAUGGAACGACUGGUCAUCACAGAAACUUCGGGAUCACUGUGAACUUUCGUCAGAAAGGGCGUUUGUCGUCUUCUCAGCAUCAGGCUCAUUUUUUCUACCUCUUCUUGUAAUGGUCGUCGUUUAUGUCAAAAUCUUUAUCAGUGCACGACAGCGAAUCAGAACAAAUAGAGGUCGAAGCGCUUUAAUGCGUAUACAAAACACUUCGGUAGAAGAGCGUGGAGGAGAACGUAGAAGUUUGAAGAGGUUCUCUGUCGAAAGCGCUAAAUCCGGUGGUCGUGUUGGUGAGAAAACUCCAUUGGUACAUACCGAAGGCAGUUCAGUGGUCACCGUCAUACCGAGUUCGUUGCCUGAUGGUGUAAACAUGGAUCAGACGACGAGAACAAUGAGAUAUCACAACAAUGGCUGCGUUAGACGAGAUGGUGGCAAAGAAGCGGUCAGUNUUUGGAACGAUCUUAAUGGUUUAAUUAAUUUGCAUUAUGACGUCACUUUGAGUAAUCCACAAGCGAUGCUUCGACAACGAGAGAAAAUCAGUGUAGCCAAGGAGAAACGUGCAGCCAAGACAAUUGCUGUGAUCAUUUUUGUGUUCACAUUUUGUUGGCUUCCAUUCUUCUGUGCCUACGUAGUUUUACCAUUCUGCGACUCCUGUACACUUCAUCCAAAGGUAAAUCAGGCAUUUACAUGGUUGGGCUACAUCAAUUCAUCACUGAACCCGUUCCUCUAUGGCAUUCUGAAUUUGGAAUUUCGACGAGCCUUCAAGAAAAUCCUCUGUCCAAAGGCUGUACUCGAACAACGCCGAAGACGGCUCAGUGCACAACCAUAA
Haemonchus placei is the source of this 1377-nucleotide messenger RNA. NCBI's taxonomy places the organism in Eukaryota, Metazoa, Nematoda, Chromadorea, Rhabditida, Trichostrongylidae. The record is from the annotation of a GenBank genome assembly.